UUAAAUAUCAUUUAAUUAGAAAAGUCUUUUUAAUCUUUUCCUCCGUCUCUCAAAUUUUCUCAAGACUACCCUAACAUUUGUAUGUUUCCAUGCUAUAUAUUUGAAGCUAGCUAUAGUUCAUUUGAAUACAAAAGUGACAAGAAAUAAGAAAGAAGAAAAUGGAGAAACUUUUGUUGAAGGCUUUCUUAUUUUUGGCAAUAACAAUUUUGCCUUCAACUCAUGGGCUUGAUCAAAGUCCAAAAGGAGUGGAAAAAUGGUUCAAGAAGCUUCCCCACGCAAAAGAGAAAAUGACCAAACUUCACUUCUACUUUCAUGAUACUAUGACUGGAAAGAACCCAUCAGCAAUCCAAAUAGCCCAAGCCAAUAUUACAUCUCAAUCACCAACAUUGUUUGGAGUACUGAGGAUGAUGGACAAUCCGUUGACGGUUAAGCCCGAGCCCAACUCAGAAAUAAUAGGCCGAGCCCAAGGGAUCUAUGGCUCGGCCUCGUUUAAAGAUGUAGAAUUUCUUAUGACUCUCAAUCUUGUCUUCACUAAGGGUAAGUACAAUGGUAGCACACUUAGCGUCCUUGGGCACAACCAGAUAUUUCACGAGUAUCGAGAAAUGCCCAUUGUUGGUGGUUCGGGUGUUUUCCGACUAGCAUGAGGCAUCGCCACCGCGAAAACCUACUGGGUCAAUAUCACCGCACAAAAUGCAAUAGUUGAAUACCAUGUUGUGGUUUUGCAUUAUUGAAGUCUCCUUGUUUGUUUUGAUUGUUCAUAAUGUAUUGUUGAUUGUGGUCCAGUGACUUUCUUGUGAUGCCAAUAAUCUGGAAUGUGUAUAACAAAAAAAUAAAUUAAUGUUUGUUGCCUGUUACUUUGGGAUCUAGCAGGAAAAUUUGUAACCGUUUGGCGUGUAUGA
This is a messenger RNA of Lycium barbarum (goji berry), 899 nucleotides long. RefSeq names its product dirigent protein 1-like. The coding region runs from base 159 to 644 and encodes 161 amino acids. NCBI's taxonomy places the organism in Eukaryota, Viridiplantae, Streptophyta, Magnoliopsida, Solanales, Solanaceae. The transcript has a single exon. The record is from RefSeq and is a predicted model, not a curated record.